Messenger RNA from Rhinichthys klamathensis goyatoka, 1005 nucleotides. RefSeq lists its product as uncharacterized. Bases 133 to 993 code for a protein of 286 amino acids. The record is from RefSeq and is a predicted model, not a curated record. The transcript is spliced from 4 exons. NCBI's taxonomy places the organism in Eukaryota, Metazoa, Chordata, Actinopteri, Cypriniformes, Leuciscidae.
GUGAUACGUGCGCUGGCUGGGGACAGUUUGAUAAUCAUUUCCGCCUAUUUCUCGCAUAUAUCGCAGUGUUUCUCAAGAGUAGCAAAUUUUGCAUAAAGUGCUAUUUGUAAAUUAAUAAAUACACCCGUAUAAAUGGACCCAAACAGUGUCGGUCGUUCGAGCUGGGCCAUAAACCGCCGGGCGGAGGGUUUAGUGAGUAAACACAUGGCAGAAAUGGCACAGAGACGCUUAGCGGUGCCUGAGGAGGAGGAUAUGAACCCUCUGCCCGGAGACUUGAGAAGGAGCGCAGAAGACAUCCCGGGGCGGGCGGAGGUGAAUUUCAGCGCGGAUUCACAGUCCUACAAUCCUGCAGGAGUGGCAGAAAAGUUAAUGCUAGAGAAUGCAUCUUCAUCUUCAGAGACAGCGGCCCACAAGAAAAUCAUAUCCCUUCUUAUUGAGAUCAAGGAGGAGCAACAGAGGCAGUGGGAAGUUCUGAAAGACCUGCAGGCCAGGAUUCAUGGACAAGUGUGUGAAGAGGAGGACGAACCACUUGACAUAGAUCUGCCACUGAGAACUAUGGAACAGCUUGAUGAAACGGAGCAGCAUUUAGAGGAUACUGAAUCUCAGAGGAGAAUGGUGUCACAUCUCUCAAGGAUGGGCGGAGCCACGGUGGAUGAUGCGGUCCGGCGUCUUAUGCACGCUGUUCUCUCUUUCAGUGUGGGCUCGGAGCUCAACUGGGUUGGCAGAGGACAGAAACGGAGCUUCAGAAACACCAGACUGCAGGGAGUUUUAUUUCGUGCCUUGAAGAGGACACCCGUAGGAAAGGAGGCCACACACCACCAGUUUGCUGAUGUAGUGAAGAAAUGGUUGCGGUUUGCCCCUUUCCGACAAAGAGGAAGUGGGCGAAGACCACACUGGAAACCUGUUGAGUUCAUCUGUCCCAAAUUUGACAGUACUGUGGAGGAUCAUAACCCGCUUAAUCUGGAAUCUGAUGAGAUUCAGGUCACAAUAUAAUUACAUUCAGUG